AGCCCGGGCCUCUGGGCCCGCGGCGCCCCGCGUCGCGCUCUCUUUGCUGCUUCCCAACAAGGCACCUGUGGCGGCAGCAGCAGCGGCAGCAGUUCCGCCUUCCAGCCUCAGACUGUCAUUGCUACCCUGAGCUGCUACGCGGAAGCAGAAUGCUGCCGCCGUCUCCGCCCGGCUGGCGCCUGCUCAGGCUCGGCCUGGUCCUGGUCUCCAUCGGCGCCGUCCUCGAAGCCUCAGUGCAGGCCAACUCUGCCACAGGUGCUUUGAAUGUCCUUCUCAUCAUCGUGGAUGACCUGCGCCCAUCCCUGGGCUGUUAUGGGGAUAAGCUAGUGAGGUCCCCGAAUAUCGACCAGCUGGCAUCCCACAGUCUCCUCUUCCAGAAUGCCUUUGCCCAGCAAGCAGUGUGCGCCCCGAGCCGCGUGUCCUUCCUCACUGGGAGGAGGCCUGACACCACGCGCCUGUAUGACUUCAACUCCUACUGGAGGGUGCACGCAGGAAACUUCUCCACCAUCCCCCAGUACUUCAAGGAGAAUGGCUACCUGACCAUGUCGGUUGGAAAAGUCUUUCACCCUGGUAUAUCUUCCAAUCAUAGUGAUGAUUCUCCAUAUAGCUGGUCUUUUCCACCUUAUCAUCCUUCCUCAGAGAAGUAUGAGAACACUAAGACAUGUAGGGGACAAGACGGAGAACUUCAUGCCAACCUGCUUUGUCCUGUGGAUAUAGUGGAUGUGCCUGAGGGCACCUUGCCUGACAAACAGAGCACUGAGCAAGCCAUACGAUUGUUGGAAAAGAUGAAAACAACUGGCAGUCCUUUCUUCCUGGCUGUUGGGUACCAUAAGCCACACAUCCCCUUCAGAUACCCCAAGGAAUUUCAGAAAUUGUACCCCUUGGAGAACAUCACCCUGGCUCCUGAUCCCCAGGUCCCCGAUGGCCUACCUCCUGUAGCCUACAACCCAUGGAUGGACAUCAGGCAGCGGGAAGACGUCCAAGCCUUAAACAUCAGUAUACCCUAUGGCCCAAUUCCUGUGGACUUUCAGCGGAAAAUUCGCCAGAGCUAUUUUGCCUCUGUUUCCUAUUUGGAUACACAGGUUGGCCACCUUUUGAGUACUUUGGAUGAUCUUCAGCUGGCCAACAAUACGAUCAUUGUGUUUACCUCUGAUCAUGGGUGGGCCCUUGGUGAACAUGGAGAAUGGGCCAAAUACAGCAAUUUUGACGUCACUACUCGUGUGCCCCUGAUGUUCUACGUUCCUGGAAGGACAGCUUUGCUACCAAAGGCAGGAGAGAAGUUUUUCCCUUACCUUGAUCCUUUUGAUUCCACCACAGAACUGAUGGAGCCAGGCAGGCAAACCAUGGACCUUGUGGAACUUGUGUCUCUCUUCCCCACGCUGGCUGCACUUGCAGGACUACAGGUUCCGCCUCAUUGCCCUGUUCCUUCAUUUCAUGUUGAGCUAUGUAGAGAAGGCCAGAACCUUCUGAAGCAUUUUCGAUUCCAUGAUGUAGAAAAUGAUCCAUAUCUCCGCAGUAACCCCCGUGAGUUGAUUGCUUAUAGUCAGUACCCCCGGCCUGCAGAUUCCCCUCAGUGGAAUUCUGACAAGCCAAGUUUAAAAGAUAUAAAGAUCAUGGGCUACUCCAUACGUACCAUAGACUAUAGGUAUACUAUAUGGGUUGGCUUCAAUCCUGAUGAAUUUAUGGCUAAUUUUUCUGAUAUCCAUGCAGGGGAACUGUAUUUUGUGGAUUCUGAUCCAUUAGAGGAUCACAAUAUAUAUAAUGACUCCCAACAUGGAGAAUUUGCUCAAUCAUUGAUGCCUUGAGUUUUGCCACAAUGGAGGGCAAAUGUGACAUGCUCCUCUUGAGCUGGUGAGAGGAGGCAUUAGAGGUUGUUAUUUUGUCAUUACCCAUAAUAUUGGAAGGAACCAGAGUAUGAGGUAAUCAAAACAUGCAUCAACCAUUUGGCCCAAGAGGAUGUGACAGCCAGUCCUUUUCAUUUAGUCUUUAUUAAUUUGUAAUUGUUAAUUAGGUUGGGGCUGGGCUGAGCCUUUUUCUCUUGUUUAAAAAGUCCAUAGUGUAGUCAUUUAAUAAGUACAAAAUGAACAAACCAAAAUUAUGUCAUACUUUUUUAUACCAAGGCCAUACUAACCAAAUAGUAACAUAUAUAUAAUCAAGAAAUAAUUAUUUGUGGAAUUUAGUACAUUUCAAAAAGCAACCAUAUAUCAAAUUAAGUUCUACUCUAAAUUCUUGAUUUUUAUACUUUAAUAACAUAUCUUAGGUUUACCAGUAUAUUAAAAAUAUAUUUAUUUUAAUAUACAAUUCACAUUUCUUUCUCAAUUAUAAAGUUAAAUACUAAUUCUAGAAGCCAGUACCUUAAAGUCUAUUUUCAAUUUUCUAAGACCACAAGGUUUCAAAUUCCAAAGAUAAAAUAUGCAUCAAGUUAUUAAUGUGUUAUUUUUAAAUCAAAUAAAAAACAAUGCUUAGUAGAUUAGAGAUGUGAAAUUCAUGGGAAAUUAAGUUAAAACUUUUGAGAUGUUUUCUCGAUCCAAUAAUAAUUUGUUAGCAAAUAAGAUGACCUUUAAACUUAGUGACCAUCUAUUAGAAGUCUGUUAUUUACAGUGAAAAUAUUUAAAGUUAUAACUACAUCCAUGGUUUGACUCGGACUCAUUUAAAUGUUCUUAUUUAGGUAUAAUUGAUUACAGAUGUCCAUUUAUGUAGGUGGCAGGAAACAUUCUAUAUUUAAUAACUUAUUAAAGGAAACAGCAGUUUUCUUAAAUUUGUUAAAUUUUGUUAAAUUCUGAGUUAUUUUGAGGAUUAUAAAAACUUUUCAUUAGUAUAUAGUAAGUAAUUUUCAACUCCCCCCAGAAUAUAGUUCCAUAUUUCCUAAAUAAGAAAAUAACCAGAAAGGCAAGUAAUAGUUAAGCUUAGUCCAUAUUAUCUUGAAUAGAAUAUUUACAAGUUGUACUUAUAACAUUAUGAGGCUGUUCAAAUAUCAGAAGUCAUCAAAACAACAUCUUUCUCAGUAAAUAUCUAAAAUAGUCUGUCUUGUAUCAAAAUGAGUAAUUUUAGUAAUUUUCUCUUUACAAAUGGCUCACUCAGUGUUUCAAGGUAAAUGUGAAAUAAAAUAUAGCAAAUUAGAUUAAGUUACUGUGGUGCAUUGAAUUGUGACCAAAAUGACAAGAUAUUAUAUUAAAAUUAUUGAAAUUUUAAAGGCAUUUUUAACUAAUUAGCUUAUGAUAGAAAUGUAUAUAACAUAGUGAUCUUCUACGCAGUUGAGUGACUUAGGCAACAAUUUUUAUUUAAGGAGUAAAGGGUCCUAUUUAUCUCUCCCAAUUCCAGAAUUUCACUCUCCUUUGGAAGCUUCAGCUUUUGUAGAUGGUUUUCCUCAGCUUUUUCUUUCUCAUUAUUUGUCUUUUUUAUUGCUCUCUUCGUGUGUACUAACUUUUAUGAUAUAGUCUAGAAAUCCUCUUGACAUAUUUGCAGUGUAUUUAGCUCUAUCUCCUACUUUACAGUUAUCAUGAUAAGUUUUAAUUUAGGUUCUCAUUUCAUAUCCAUCUGUAGCUCCUGGUUGGCUACAAUAUGUAUGCUUCAUUUUUUCUUACUGAUUUUCCUGAAGCACAGUUUUAGUAUAAAAAAUCUCCAAAUUCUCCUCUUGAUGAGUCCUAAGCUGAACUGUGCUGUCCACUUGGUAGCCACUAGGCAUAUGUGGCUAUUUAAAUAUAAUUUAAUUUAAAUGAAAAAAAAAGUUAAAAAGAAGAUUCCCAGCCAUACCAUAUUUCAAGUGCUUGCUAAACACAGAUCUAGAGCAUUUCCAUCAUGGCUGAAGGUUCAGUUGAACAGAGCUGUCCUGGAUUAUCUCUAGAUUUGAGCUGGAUUGCUGGCUGUUGGUGAGUUACUCCUGCGAGAAAUUUCUUUAUCCUAAACUUUCCCACAAAAACUUGUCAGGAGGUGAGCAAAGUAUGUUUGGUUUAGGCGUAGAGUAAGUAGUGAGUUCACAGUGGUCUCUUCCUCUCCACUUCCAUCACCAUUGCCUCAGUCCUUCUCCCCUCUUUCCCAAGUAGUUUACCUCCCCUCCUCUUUCCUCCCCUUUUCCUAAAGGAAUCCAUGUGUCUUCCUAAAAUCCCUCUUGCCCCUGCCCUUUGAGAACACCGUCAGUGCCUACUAUGGGUCUAGACAGACCUCCGCUGAGCAGUCAGAGUCUUCCCUGGCUCCACGAUGCCCCUGCCCUUGGCUGACUUUCCCUUGCCAGUCCCUGCCUCCCCCUCCUAGCUGUGGCCCGUCCUCUCUUCACCUACCCACUCAUAGCCAUUUUUCACAGCCUGGCUCCUGUGCCCCUACCAAGAGGCUGAAGCUUUUGUGGAUCUCUAGUGUGUUUUGGGAUGAAAUGAACACCCCUGAAAGGUCUUCUGUUCACCUUACUUUAAAAAGUGUGUUUUUUUCUAAUUACAAAUUGAUGUGUUAAUUAUAAAAAAAAAUCAGAAAACAGAAAUGUAGUAAAAGGUGAAAAAAAGUAUGUUUUAUCUUAAAUAAUCACUUAAUAUCUUGUCUUUUUGGGGUGUGAAUUUUUCACAUUGCUGUGAGUACACUAUGUUCUUAAUCAUGAAAUUUAUGUUCUUACUUUUCCACUAACUAGUAUGUGUGGUUAUUACAGAUUUUUGAAAGAUACUUUGUAUUGCUGGUAAUAUAUUUUAUUGUGUAGUUUUAUUGUAAUUUAAUCUUCUUUCAAUUGUUGGAAACCUAGGUUAUAUACAGAUUUUCAGUAUUAUAAAUAAUGCUGUGAUGAUCAACUUAGUGAAUAAAGAAUUUCUAUGUAUUUCAAAUUAUUCCCUUAGGAGAGUCUCUCAGUGCCAAAUUGUCAAAAAACAAACCCAUGUUCUCCUUUCCUAACUCUUUUGCUACCUUAGGGUACUAAAGUUAAAAAUAGAGUCAGCAAGCAUGCAAAUAAAAAACAUACAGCAAAAAAGCACUAUUACAAUAAUAGGUGAAAGUGAAAGUGAUAUCCUGUUUUUUAAUUCUUUAUUGGUGACACCUUUAUCAUUGUUCACUCUGUAUGAUUGUUCGACACUUGGCAUUUGCUGCUAUAUGAAUUUUCCUUUCAAUUUUAUUUAUCAAUUUUACUUU
Urocitellus parryii (Arctic ground squirrel) is the source of this 5103-nucleotide messenger RNA. It is a transcript of the gene Ids, whose product is annotated as iduronate 2-sulfatase. Gene Ontology annotation, cellular component: cytoplasm. Gene Ontology annotation, molecular function: iduronate-2-sulfatase activity. The record is from RefSeq and is a predicted model, not a curated record. NCBI's taxonomy places the organism in Eukaryota, Metazoa, Chordata, Mammalia, Rodentia, Sciuridae.